Aspergillus melleus is the source of this 498-nucleotide messenger RNA. RefSeq names its product NUDIX hydrolase. Bases 1 to 498 code for a protein of 165 amino acids. NCBI's taxonomy places the organism in Eukaryota, Fungi, Ascomycota, Eurotiomycetes, Eurotiales, Aspergillaceae. The transcript has a single exon. The record is from RefSeq and is a predicted model, not a curated record.
AUGACGCCCCCGACAACUCCCUCUAUCUAUAUUGAUCCGGCGCUCGACGCCUACCGAACCUCCGCAAGCACAUAUAUCUCGCACCGGCCUUCCGAGCAACUCGUCGGCAUCCUCUGCGCAGCUGUCAUCCUCCACAAGGGUCGAGUAUUGCUCAUCCAACGGGCAGCCGACGACGAUUACCCCAAUGUCUGGGAGGAGACCGGUCUACGGGCGUCAGCUGGUACGAAUGUGCUUGGAGAGUUCAAAUAUGACAAUGGCUUGCUCCCACCGAGUGACUCCUCUAGAAGAGGGAAGUGGACAAUAUUCAUCUUCCGGGCAAUUGUCGACGAUGAAAGCUCGGAAUUAGAGAUCAAACUCGACCCCAACGAACACAGAGUGCACCUGUGGGCCACAAGAGAAGAGAUUCAGGAUGAUUCUUGUGGGGACGUCAAGCUGGAUUGGAUUUCGGUGAAUCAGAAGAGGGCAAUUUUGGAAGCAUUCGACGAGGUCGAACGUUAG